GACCAAAAAUACUUGGUAAGAUUUCGUGUUUUUGCAGUGUUGAAGACUAGAGUGGAAUGUCCCUGUUUUGAUCYCUGAGCCAGUCGGUUCUAACUUUUUCCAUGUUGCACAGCGCUCCGUCAUGCUGGGAAAGAUGUUACUCAUCGUGAAACCUUUCCUGCACCAUUUGGUGAAGUUGCUCUUAGAGGAUGUUUUGUUACCAUUCUUUAUUCAAGGCAAAGUGAGUCCACCGACUUCCUCAGACAAGAGGCGACUGUUGAAUGGUCUCAGGAUGCUUCUCUGUUGGGAUGGAACGGGACUCGUGGGAAGAUUCAACCCUUUUUCCAGAUGUCCCUGUCAACGUUUCUUCACUGGAGAAAGUGCCUCUACUUCUAGUCUUCUGCUGUCCAGUUUCAUAAUGUUGAUGUUUUGCUUGGCCAGAACUGGGUCCUGUGCAGCACUUCUUAAAACCAGUCUAAAAGUGAAUGCCUCACUUAUACUUGCUUGAUGACAUUUUUAACAAGUUCUGCACUGUAAGUAAUGAGAAUAACGGAGUGAAGUCAACUUCCUUCUUAAGUCGACUUGAGAACGAUUGUUGAAAAGAUGCUAGCAGGUCAUUUUGCGGCAGGGCCAAAAUUAGAAUUUGGCCCUGUAAUUAACUUUGCAGGUAACUCCAUUUCACCUGAUUGCACUGCACAGCAACCUAAAUUGCUACCAUAAAAAACUUUUUGCCUUGUUAAAAACAAGAUUUGCGUCAGUCUCUCAACGUUUGGCCAUGACUGUAGCUCUGGAUAAAGGCCUCUUAUUGCUGGAAGUUGUUUGGGUCCAGUGAUGCAAUUCCUGGAACCGAGACAAAAAGUAAACUCAUGACUUGAAAUUAAUAGGGCCUUGGAGGGAGUGUUUUGCUGUGUUUUGGAGUUGAAUUAAAGCAAAGGGGAUUUCGCUCCUCCAGCCUUACGCAGAACUGUCAGACGUUUUGUACACUGUAUACAUGCAGUCUGCCAAGUACGUACUGCAGAGGACUGCAAAUGUCAUGAGUCAUCCCUCAUUUUUUUAUGCUGCAUUUUGUAAAGAGCAUAAAGGAUAAAUAUUUAGAGCAGCAUGACUUUAGACUUUCUGAGGUUCUUUUGAUUUUUCUUCUUUCAACUUUGGCUGUUUUUAUUUAUUUAUUUUUUAUUUUUAUUUUAUGUWCAGUUCAGUACGUAUAUUGUUUGCUUCUUAAGCCAACCUAACUCUGACCCACAUUGCUGGUGUGAACUUCACAUACAGCCAUUUUUGAUUUGAAUUUAUUUGUUGUAGACUUUAAAUUUUUUUAAAUUUUUGAGUCAACAGUAUUCAUGCAAGUUCAGAUUUCUACACACACACAAACAUUUGGAUAUAUUYGCAGAAAUUAAAUUKAUUGACUUUCUUUGAGUUGCCAUUUCUGAAGCUUAAUGUAAACCUGCGUUUUCCGUUUCUCAGCUUUUUCAUGUGUUUGCAGUCAUGGCUCUGAUCUAACAUCAAACUACGUCCGAGUUUAAGCCAUGAAGUGAAGUUGAAGAAUUUAUACAUUUUCUUCAUUCAUUUAAUAUUACAUUUAAUUUCCAUUUGAGAUCUAUAAAGUAUUUUUUAGUUUUGAAUUUAAUUGGAGCUUUGUUAACUAUGAAUAUGUUCACAGAUGUUCCUGCAUCUUUCCUUGAGUCUUUGUGUUCCCUGUUUGUUCCUCAACAUUCUGACCUUUUGCUUUACAUCUAAGGGUGACCAUUUGGAUCAAAGGAUUACGAUUUUUGUCUCUAAAAGAUCAAAUAUUCUAAACUCAAGGGGGGUAAGCCUGUGUUUUUUCUACAAAUUGGAUMCUGUAGCUUUUAAUGUGUGUCACUCCCCAGCAGCCUAUCAGUACAGGAAUUUGGAAUUAUCUGCAUCGCCACGCGAACGUCACAUUCUCACAUGGGUAUCACUGGAACCCCGACUGUGGUAUUUGURGAAAAGAAAAUAUGGUGUGUGAUCUCAGAAUUCCUUACAUUCAUCCUUURGAAAAAAUCUGACAGUGAACUGAAUUUACUAUCUGUAGGAAGGCCACCUGCAAGUGGUGGAACAAUACUCCUGAGGUGAAACCUAGAGGAGGGGCUGGGGUGGAAGUGUUUGCUGACUUUCCUCUGCUCUUGGCUCUCUUCCACUGUUGUCCUCUUGUGUUUUUUUUUUUGUUUUUGUAUGGACUUUCCUGCACCAAGGGUCCAGAGAUAAUGACCUCUUAGCAGCAUUAACAGGCCAAAUGAGACCCCUGAGAGACUCUUGCACACAUGAAAAACAGAAGUCCUGUGGAAGUCUAGCCCCUUUGUUCCACUUUUUGCUUGUUUUUUUUUUCCUUUGUGAAUGUGAAACAGAAGAACUUCUCUCAUGACCAAGCCUUUUGGUACUAAACACUGUGUGCUCUUAGCUUGCUUGGGGUGUGGUGGAACAAUUUCACCCUAAAUUACGUCUCUGGAUUACCAUCACCGGAGGUGGAUGAAGGGCGAGUGCGCCUGGUGAUGGAGAGCGCCCUCACAGCCCGGGACAGGGUCGGAGUGCAGGACUUYGUCCUGCUGGAAAACUACAACAGCGAGGCCACCUUCAUAGAGAACCUGCGGAGACGCUUCAGGGAAAACCUCAUCUAUACGUACAUCGGCUCGGUGCUGGUGUCGGUGAACCCAUACAAGGAGCUGGAGAUUUACUCCAAGCAGCAGAUGGAGCGCUACCGAGGUGUCAGCUUCUAUGAAAUAUCUCCUCACAUCUAUGCCAUAUCAGACAACACAUACCGGGCCAUGCGAACAGAGAGGAGGGAUCAGUGUAUCCUCAUCUCAGGUGAGAGUGGGGCAGGUAAGACGGAGGCCUCCAAGAAGAUCCUCCUCUACUUCGCCGUCACCUGCCCCACUAACGACCACAUGGUGACCCUCGGUGACCGUCUGCUGCAGUCCAACCCUGUCCUGGAGGCUUUCGGUAACGCCAAAACACUGAGGAAUGACAACUCCAGCCGCUUUGGGAAAUACAUGGAUAUCCAGUUUGACUUCAAAGGUGCAACAAUGGGUGGUCACAUCCUGAAUUACCUGUUGGAGAAAUCCCGGGUGGUGCACCAGAACCACGGGGAAAGAAAUUUCCACAUCUUCUAUCAGCUCCUCGACGGAGGAGACGACGACCUGCUCAACACACUGAACCUGGAGAGGAACCCUCACAGCUACCGCUACCUGGUUAAAGGAAGCUGUGCAAGAGUCAGCUCCGUAAGUGACAAGAACAACUGGAGAGUUGUGAGGAAGGCCCUGGACGUGAUCGGCUUCACCGCAGAGGAAGUCCAGAAACUGCUGAACAUCGUUGCCAGCGUUCUCCAUCUGGGCAACACUCUCUUCGGGGAAGGGGAGGAAGGAGAAACUUAUAUCACCACUGAGACCCAGCUAUCAAACGCUGCAAAGCUGCUGGGUGUCGAUGGCUCCGCCCUGAAGGAGGCCCUCACUCACAAGAAGCUCACAGCCAAAGGAGAGGAGAUGAUCAGCCCACUAAAUUUUGAGCAGGCCGUCUCGGCCCGUGACGCACUGGCGAAGGCUGUGUACGGCCGGACCUUUAACUGGUUGGUGGAGAAGAUCAACCAGUCGCUCGCGCUAAAGGAGGAAAUCUACCACAGCAGCAAAGACGCCUCGGUCAUUGGGCUUCUGGAUAUCUAUGGUUUUGAGGUCUUGCAGCACAACAGUUUUGAGCAGUUCUGCAUCAACUACUGCAAUGAGAAGCUGCAGCAGCUCUUCAUAGAGCUCACCCUCAGAUCCGAGCAGGAGGAAUAUGAGACAGAAGGAAUUGCUUGGGAGACGGUGCAGUACUUUGACAACAAGAUCAUUUGUGACCUGAUAGAGGAGAAGCACAAAGGCAUCAUCUCCAUYCUGGAUGAGGAGUGCCUGAGACCGGGAGAGACUUGUGAUAUUUCCUUUUUGGAGAAGCUGGAGGACACAGUUGGCGGCCAUCCCCAUUUUAUCACACACAAGUUGGCGAACGGAAAAACUCGCAGGGUAAUGAGCAGGGAGGAGUUCAGGCUGCUGCACUACGCAGGAGAGGUCAACUAUAAUGUCAACGGUUUUCUGGACAAGAACAACGACUUGCUGAACAGGAAUCUAAAAGAGGUCAUGUGCCAGUCAGAAAACCAGAUCCUAAGUCACUGCUUCCGCAGGGAGGAAGUGAUCGACCAGAAACGUCCAGAGAUGGCUGCUUCCCAGUUUAAAAACAGCUUGAUGAAGCUAAUGGAGAUCCUAAUGUCCAAAGAGCCGUCCUACAUUCGCUGUAUCAAACCUAAUGAUGCCAAGCAGCCAGGACGUUUUGAUGAAGUUCUGGUGAGACACCAGGUGAAAUACUUGGGUCUGAUGGAGAACCUGAGAGUCCGGCGCGCUGGCUUCGCCUAUCGCCGUCGCUUUGAGGCGUUCCUGCAGAGGUACAAGCCCCUGUGUCCCGAGACGUGGCCCAACUGGAACGGAAAACUGGCUGAUGGGGUUUCUGCUUUGGUGAACCACCUGGGCUACAAACCAGAAGAGUACAAGCUGGGCAGGUCAAAGAUCUUCAUCCGUUUCCCAAAAACUCUCUUCGCCACGGAGGAUGCCCUCGAGGCAAAAAAGCCAGAGAUCGCUGUGACGCUGCAGAAGUCUUGGAGAGGCUACAGGGAAAGAGCCAAUUAUCAGCGCAUCAGACAUGCAGUGAUCGUGAUCCAGUCUGGGUGGCGAGGGAUGAAAGCACGCAGGAGAGCUAAAAGGCGCCGUGAGGCAGCUCAGUUGAUACGCAGGUUCAUAAAGGGCUUCAUCUGCCGUCACGAGGAGUACUGUGACGACAAUGAUUACUUCCUGGAUCAUGUGCGCUGCUACUUCCUGAAACAUCUGAAGAAAACUCUCCCCCGGAGCGUUUUGGACAAGAGCUGGCCGACACCUCCUGCCCUGCUUGUCGAGGCCUCUGAGCAUCUCCAAAUGCUUCACAUGCGGAACAUGGUCAUCAAGUACUGCAGGAGAGUUCAGCCUGAAUGGAAGAAGCAGAUGAUGCAGAAGGUUGUAGCCAGUGAGAUCUUCAAGGAUCAGAAGGGCAGCUAUCCUCACAGUGUUGGGAGGCUGUUUUUGGACACCAGGCUCGAGCGAGAGCAAGUCAGCCUAAAAGUCCUCCAGACUCUCGGGAGUGAAAAAGUGCAGUAUGGAGUCGCCGUCAUAAAGUACGACAGGAGGGGCUUCAAGCCCCGCCCCCGUCAGUUGCUCCUCACCAACUCCUUCGCAGUGCUGGUGGACCGGACCAAGAUCAAGCAGAGGUUGGACUACGCCGCUCUGAGAGGGAUCUCUGUGAGCUCUCUCUGCGACGGGAUGGUUGUUCUCCACAUGCCGUGGGAGGAUAACAAGCAGAAGGGCGACGCUGUGCUGCACUGCAGCCAUGUGAUCGAACUGGUGACCAAACUGGCCAUGAUGGCCAGCAAGACCAACUACGUCAACAUCAACCCCGGCUGCAUUCGGUUUGGCGUGUCCAGAACCAAGGAGGGGAUAAUAGACUUCGUCAGGGGUUCAGAGUUGAAGGUGUCCAAAGGCAAAAGAGGACAUCUGCUAGUGACCGCCCCUCAGAUCAGCACCACAUGAAGAUCCAGAAAUCAGCAGGAAGAUAGUCAGGAUGGAUGAUGCUGAAGUCGGCAUCAGAUUUGAAGCUUCGUAUUUUGGCACUUAAGGGCUCUUUCACUGCUUUCAGAUAAUCUGCACUGUUUUAAAUCAGCUCUAGCUCAACAUCGACGACACUUUAGCUGCUGCAGCAUUGUUUACUUAUCAUGCCAUGAACAGGUGGAUCUCAGUAAAUUAGAAGAUAAAAAAAAAAAAAGUUGAUUCAACUCUUCAGUUCAACAAGACUGACCACACACAACGACGCAUUCUUAUUCAUUAGGUUAAUUUGAAUAAUUUUUGCUUUUAUGAAAACCUAAAGUUCGGUUUCUCAGAAAAUUGUACUAUUAAUUACAAAAAGGGAUUUUUAAUACAGAAAUGUUAUAGCCCACGCAGUCAUGUGGAUGACUGCUGACUUGGCAGAGGUCCAGCAAACCAUAUUUAAAAACCCCCAGGCUCAGCCACAAAAUGUCAUUCCUGAACAAUCUUGAUAUUUGCAAAGGACGGUUUCCACUCAGUGGAAGGUUAAGUGGAGGAAAAAAGUGACAUGGAAAAAAUUGAGAAGAUUGUGGGACAAAACUCAGGCAAGAGUUUUGGAUUUAAAAAAGUGUAAACGGAGAUUUGAGUUACUGAUUCAAGAACCACUAAACAGAAAUAUCCAGGACAUKAACUAAAAUUGUCCUAUUACUGAUGUUGAGUCUCUCCUUUUCCAGAGACRUUAGAAGAAAUAUGUUUCAUGGGUGGAAAAGAAUAAAUAUUGAACAGAUUUCAACAGUUUAUGAUCUGUGAAACAUUUUUUUUUCUGUUUUUGAAAAGGAGAAAUAAGAAUUACGGUACUCUGUUUUUGAUAUUUAGACAACCUUAGGUGAAAGGUGGUCUAAAUUUUAAAGUGUUCAGAAAUAUGAUUUAUAAAAACAUCUGAACACAAAUUGUUUUAAAGAGUCUGAAUCAGAGCAGAAUAAUUUAGUACAGAUUAAACUUCUCUAAAUGACAGUUUUCAAGAAGAACUCMAUAUAAGAUGGUCUAAGUGCCAACAGAACAAGGUUACACAAAUAAUUGUAAACAAUUUGUAGAACAAUUUGACAAGUGUUUCAGAAUUGAAAGAAUAAAUGUUUCACAAAUCACAAAUUAUUUUUCUGAUCGCCUGAAAUUGGUCUAGAAUAAUCAGGUCUGAACUGAGACCCUAAGUCUGAGCUGCAGCUUCAAGGAUCCAAAUACGGGGAAAACACAGAGGCAGAAGUGAAGCGAAAAGAAAACCAGCAAAAAGCAAUGAAAACCAGUGAGUUCACAUAYUGGGGGAGCAGUGGAGUGUAUGAGUGGUAGUCAAAGAGUAAGGAACGGCURUGGAAGAGAUCAAACAGGCAAACUGAAGGAAGAAGAAGAAGAAUGACACAAAAUGAGAUUAAACUGAGACCCAAAGRAAGUACAAACCCCUGACCAGACAGAAAUACAAGAGAAAUAAAUCCAAAUGCACAAAGAACACAAGAAUUUACAAAGAAAUUAAACACAAUAUGUCAAAUUGAUAGUAACAAUAACAUAUKGCAAGACCUUUUUCUAACAGUAACAAACCCAGAGGUAAUUAGAGAUGUACACAAAGAAAAUCAAAAUUAGUCAUGGGGUAGUACGAGAUUUUCACAAUGAGUAAAAAAUAUCACGUCAUAUUAAAAGUAAAAUGUGUGAUAUCGUAUAAUUGCUUUUAUACGGAAGCAACAAUUAUUUGUGCUGUUGCUAAAUUAACAUUAAAGGUUGUUUUUUCUUAUUUUAAUAAUGUUAUGUGCACCAUUUAUUUAAUGUAAUUUUUAUUUUAAUACUUAAAAAUAUAUGAAAAACAUUGUUGACUUGUAACAGAAAUGCUCCUUAUCACACUCGCKCUAAAAUAUUUUCUCUCACCUUAAUAAAAGUGACGCAAUGCAUCCUCACUGCUGUUUUUGAAAUUAGUUUUCACAAUAUAUAGCAUUUAUCUGUGUCUUUAAAAACCAGAAUUACUUUCAAGCAGCCAAAUUUGCCUUUUCUUGUAAUCAAGAAAGACGUGUGGGAGGGAAGGGUUAACACUUCAAAGCGCUAAAUAAAACUCUGAUAAGUUUCUCUCAUUAAAAGUACCUCCAAACAUAUGUGCAGUUUGAAACGCUUUAAAAUCUAUAUCUUGGUAGCGAUAACUUGCCAAUGCUUUGUUGCAUCAAUAAAUAAUUAAGAUUAACUCUUUUUUUUCUGUAUACACAAAUACAAGUGUCUCAAAUCAGAGCCUUAUGUGUAACAAUUUAACCAAGUUUUGACCGUUUUAAUUGUUUUUAGAUCUUGAACUUGAGCUGAGCAACUUUCGUCUGGAUUUUUUAAAAGCAGUGAAAUGACCCUUUACUCAAACGUCAGGUCAGACGCUAUAACCAAGACUGAAGGACUUUGACUCCAAACAUUUCACAGCUGUUGGUUUGGAGCUGUCUGAAAAUAUGAAACAUGACUUCUUUUAUACCUUGACUUACAGCAACUACUAUUAACUAUUUAAAUGUUAGAAACAUGAAGUCUUCACUGUUUUUCUCAGCUCAUUUAUUGAAACUCUUCAGCAACACUGUUCAGUACAAAAUACUCUCUGUAAAACACUAUUUCUCUGCUCAUGACAUGUUCAAAUAAACCACUUUAAAAAUAAA
Poecilia reticulata (guppy) is the source of this 8227-nucleotide messenger RNA. RefSeq names its product myosin Ic, paralog a (gene myo1ca). Gene Ontology annotation, cellular component: actin cytoskeleton; myosin complex; plasma membrane. NCBI's taxonomy places the organism in Eukaryota, Metazoa, Chordata, Actinopteri, Cyprinodontiformes, Poeciliidae. Gene Ontology annotation, molecular function: microfilament motor activity; actin filament binding; ATP binding. The record is from RefSeq and is a predicted model, not a curated record. Gene Ontology annotation, biological process: actin filament-based movement; actin filament organization; endocytosis.